This is a messenger RNA of Teleopsis dalmanni, 333 nucleotides long. RefSeq names its product craniofacial development protein 2-like. The transcript has a single exon. The record is from RefSeq and is a predicted model, not a curated record. NCBI's taxonomy places the organism in Eukaryota, Metazoa, Arthropoda, Insecta, Diptera, Diopsidae. The coding region runs from base 1 to 333 and encodes 110 amino acids.
AUGGAAAAGUCCAAAGUUGAUGUGCUAGCGGUUCAAGAAGUACGAUGGCAAGGAUGUGGUGAAAUUGAAUGCAAUGAUACAAAAUUCCGUUUUAGUGGUGACGCUGAAAGGUCUGGUAGGUCUGGGACUGGUUUUCUGCUUAACAAGCGAGUGGAAAAAUCGUUUUUGGGCUUCAGAUCAAUAAAUGACAGAAUAUGUGUAAUCUCCCUUAAAGGAAUGUUUAGCAAAUUUACACUGAUAAAUGCCUAUGCUCCAACAGAAGAUGCAGAUGAUAUCGCUAAAGAGACCUUUUAUGCAGACUUUGACGAGACAAGCACGAAUCAACAUGUGUAA